GAAUAAACAGUGUCUUAACUUAUAUCGAACCACGUAGAAUCAAGCUACCAAUAAUCCCAUAAUCCGUCCUCUUCAUUCACUUCUCGAUACCGCGAUACCCUCUUAAAAACAUUUUACCCUGGCCUCCGGUCCGACCGAUCGAGCUGCUGAAUCAAUCAUUACCAUUAUUUGAUCGUGAUAAAUAUGGCACGAAGCCCCAAAGAUUCUUCCAACUUCCUCGUCAACUGUUCGUCCCCACUGCUUAUGCUUUGAGACCUCCGGAGCUUAGCUAUCCUAUCCACCUCCAUUUCCAAUGGAGGACUCACCUUCGUUGGAGCUCAAGCUCCUUUAUGGCAAGGACAUCACGGCCUUCAACUUCUUCCAGAAGCUCAACGUCUACGUGGCCGCCUCCAUCUCCUCCGACAAGCCCGACAAGAAGCUCGACCGGGCCCAGCAGCAGCGGACGCCGGCCGAUAAGGAAGGAGAUGGGUCCCCAGAGUGGGGGCACGACCUGCGGUUCGACCUCAAGGGGAUCGAUUUCCGUGACUCCAAUGACGUCUUCCUCCGGCUCGAUCUGUUCCACGAGGGUGUCAUGUUCGGGGACAAGCCCAUCGGGGAGGUCCGAAUCCCGCUGCGGGAUCUGACUGCGCAGGCGGACGGCGUGGCCCGGUUCGUGAGCUACCAGGUGAAGGGGAUCGACGGGAAGCCCAAUGGGGUCCUGAGCUUCUCGUACAAGGUUAAUGGAGCUGGCCAAGCCACGGGGAUCGGGCCGGUGGAUUCGACAAACGGCAUCACCGGGUAUGUGAUUUCUCAUCACCAUCAAGGAAAUCAAGAAACGCCGCUGCCGGCGAUCGGAAACCCGUAUCCGGGAACAACUCUUUACCCGACAGUUGGAGAGGAGUCCGCGUCGGCCCCGUCUGCUCCGCCUCUCGAGACCCUGUACCCGCCGCCGGGGACCUACUACUCGUUGACGCCGGAAGGCUACUACCCGCAUCAUCCGCCGCCGCCUCCUCCUCCCCCACCGAUGAUUUAUCCUGGGUCACCUCAUUUCCCGGGGGUACACGGGGCGGGGUAUUACUACCAUCAGGGACCACCUAUGCGGCCGCCGCCGCCUCAUAUGCACCACCAUCACCGCUCGUGGGGCCAUGACCACGGCUACGGCUAUGGUCACGGGCCCUACAUGGGCGGUCGGGGUUGGGGCCCGUUUGAGGAGGGAGAGGCGUGGAGGAGGAAGUCUUGGAAUGGCAGGUGAAGAACUAUUGGGUUUGAAUUGUCGUUGAUGGACAUGAAUGAAUGGGAUGGGAAUUGGAUUCAGAGCCAAUCAUAACGAUAUGUAUUAUGAAACGUGUACUUUCGGUGAAUUCCGAACCGUAAAUCGCUUACCGGAAGCAUACUAUGUGUCUAGAAAUCAGCGGUCUCUUUAAGGAUCCAUCACUUGUAUUUGAAUUUUAUAAAAUUACGGUUCCAUUUUGCUAGUAUUUUGCCCAUCAAGUCCUCCUUCCUGCCUACUCCUUGAGGGUCCAGGCCCAAUGCUAGGUUGGCUCGAUCUUAUGUCUUAAUCCGGGCAUUACAUUACAAGAAAUAUUGGUUAUUACUA
Molecule: messenger RNA, 1576 nt
Organism: Punica granatum (pomegranate)
Lineage: Eukaryota; Viridiplantae; Streptophyta; Magnoliopsida; Myrtales; Lythraceae
Source: RefSeq, a predicted model, not a curated record